Messenger RNA from Musca domestica (house fly), 1251 nucleotides. RefSeq names its product lipase 3. The record is from RefSeq and is a predicted model, not a curated record. The transcript is spliced from 3 exons. Gene Ontology annotation, molecular function: hydrolase activity, acting on ester bonds. Gene Ontology annotation, biological process: lipid metabolic process. Bases 1 to 1245 code for a protein of 414 amino acids. NCBI's taxonomy places the organism in Eukaryota, Metazoa, Arthropoda, Insecta, Diptera, Muscidae.
AUGAAGACAUACAUCUGGAUUGCGCUGCUGGUGGCAAUUGCCGGUGUUAGUGCUCAGCCCACUGCUGAUAUUUUGCGCUAUUUUCAGAAUCCUGAGCCACAUAUUACACUAAAACCCAAAAUUACUACGGCAGAUCGCAUUGCAGCCCAUGGCUAUCCAGCAGAAACUCAUGGGGUGAUUACAGAGGAUGGCUAUAAUAUUACCCUCUUUCGCAUACCCUAUUCCCAUAAAUUGCAAAAUCAAAAUGCCCAACGUCCCAUUGUUCUGCUGCAACACGGUUUGCAUAGUAGUUCGGAUGCCUGGAUGGCUGUUGGUCCAGAUGAUGGCAUCGGUUUCAAUUUAGCCGAUGCUGGUUAUGAUGUUUGGUUUGGCAAUGCUCGUGGCACCACCUAUGGGCGUAAUCACAUAUCGAAAUCCACAAAUCAUCCCUACUUCUGGCGUUUUAGUUGGCAUGAAAUUGGUCAAUAUGAUAUUGCGGCCAUGAUUGAUUAUAUCUUGGUCGUAAAUGGUCAGGGCCAAAAGGCCAUACAUUAUGUGGGCCACUCGCAGGGGACCACUGUUUUCUUCGCCUUGAUGUCUACCCGUCCUGAAUAUAAUGAGAAAAUUAAAACCGCCCAUAUGUUGGCCCCAGUGGCCUAUAUUGGUAAUAUGUCGGAUAAAUUUGUGACGACCUUGGCACCGAUUUUGGGCCACCACAAUGCCUAUGCUGCCUUCUUCGAUAGUCAAGAGUUUAUUCCACACAAUGAAUUGUUUACGAAACUGCUCUAUAAUGCCUGCUCACCAAAGUCCAAAUUACAUGGACUGUGCAGUAGCAUCGCUUAUUUGGUCGAGGGCUCGGAAAGUAAUAAAAAUAUGACCGCUUUGCCCAUCAUACUUGAAACCCACCCUGCUGGAGCCUCCACCAAUCAAAUGUGUCAUUAUAUGCAAGCACAACAGUCGGGUUGUUUCUGCCUCUAUGAUCAUGGUCCGAAAAAGAACAUGGAACUAUAUGGUCAAGCCACACCACCUGAGUAUCCUGUAGAGUGGAUUACUUCCGAAGUCCAUCUCUGGUACAGUGACAAUGAUGACUGGGCUCAUUUGGACGAUGUUGAACGUUUGGCUGUCAAAUUACCCAAUCGUAUUAUGCAUCACAUGGAAGACCCCACAUGGGCCCAUGGUGAUUUUGCAGUACACAAGGAGGUCAAGAAAUAUAUCAGUGAUCCAAUUAUUGAAAUUAUGAAUAAAUAUGAAAAUUUAAAUGAAUAAAAAAUG